Molecule: messenger RNA, 2674 nt
Organism: Lactuca saligna
Lineage: Eukaryota; Viridiplantae; Streptophyta; Magnoliopsida; Asterales; Asteraceae
Source: the annotation of a GenBank genome assembly
UCUUAAUCAAUUCAACAUAGUUUAAUAUCGACUAAAGGUAUUCACGGUGUAUGAUAAGAUAAUACAUAGAUCUUAAGUUCAUCUUCAUCGCCAGUUCAUACAUCUAACCCCAAUUACAUACCACUUACGACAAAUGUCUUAUCUCAAUCUCACCUCCUCCAAACUCAGAAACUAUCCCAACUGUCAAUGGCAUAUCCUGGACACUGUAGCAGCCGUCUUCUCCGUCGUCGCCAUCCUCUUCUUCAUCGUCCUUUUCCCCCAUUGCUGCUUACAGCAACCAAAACCCUCAUCUGCUCCACCACCGCCAAUCUCAAACAUUACCAUCAUCUCGUUGAGUUAACAGAGGGAGAUUAAACAGUGUAUACCAGGUGAUUGAUGAAACGCCUAAGAGAACUAAAGUUUUGGGAAAAAAAAAUUUCAUAAUUUUACCAAACGCAAAUGGCGACAGUUUGUUCCAUUCCGUUUGACAAACCAAACAGUUGUUUCUUAUUCCAUUGGAAUGCACCAUUCCAUUCCUUACCUGAUUUCAUCAGAUGGUGAUCAACGCUAUACCAUUCCAUUCCACAUAGCACUUGUUUAUAUAUCUGUCAUUUAUUCUUUUAAAAGACUUAACAAUUGCCAAUUGGUUCUUCUUACUUUUAAAAAGCCCAACUAAAUUAUAAUUAAUAAAGUGAGAUGCUUUGAUGUAAUACCAUUUGCAUUAUAUAUUUAUCAUUAUUCUUUCCAACCUACAAAAUGACUAAAUAAUCCAUGACAUUUGACGGAAAUAUACCUACUUUUUGUUAUAAAAAAAAUGUACUAGGAUGACCACUCAGCUACCCCUUCAAAGCAGCAUAACUUCCUCUUGCAUUCUGAACUGUAAAUCAGCCAUGGCUACCACAUCAUCUUCUUCAACCUUGGAUAUGUCCAGUGGAUUUCCACCAAAUCCACCUCUUAAACCUGAUGAACUCCAUCAUUGUGUUCAAGCUCUCAAGUUUUUCAAGGAGAAACGGACUCAUCAGUUAUCAAUUAUCAAAAAAGACUUCACCAAUUUGAAGGUUUUUUGGUGUUUAAUUCAUUUACGAUAUGUGUAAUUUUACAAGAAAGUUUUUACAAAUGUGUUUUGAAUUUUGUACAGGGCCAUGUAUUGACAGAGUCAGAAGUCGAUAGUAUUUGCUCUGUGGCUAAUAUACAUAGUCACAAAAACCGCUACCCUGAUGUUGUACCAUGUAUGCUAAUGCUAAUGCUAAUCAAACCCCUUUUUUGUCUUUUUCACAUCAGCUAAGAUAAUAAGAUCCUUAUGUUUCAGACGAUUCACACAGGAUUGUUCUUGAUGACAUGUCAUCAUCAUCAUCACCAAUGGGAUACAUCAAUGCUAGUCUUAUCACAGCAGAAGUCAAUCCAUCUGAAAAUAUAUCAAGAUUCAUAGCCACUCAAGGCCCUCUUCCUGAAACCUUUGAAGAUUUCUGGGAAAUGAUACUCCAAAAUCAUUGUCCAGCUAUUGUCAUGCUCACUUGCCUUGUUGAUGCUGACAAGGUAUUCAAACUCUUAUCCCCAUCUCCACCAACAUUAUAAUUACAUAAAUCUACAUUAUUGCUUUUAUUUUAUAUAUAUGAUCUGCUCUCAAUGUCCUAUUCAGAUUGAGAAAUGUGGAGACUAUUUUCAGUCAGAGAAUGGUUUGAGAUUGUUUGACAAUAAUAUACGCACUCUUACUAGAACAACAACCACAACAAAACACUUCACUUGUGUUGCGUGAUAUGGUAGUGAAUUAUGAAGAGGUAAACCAAUCAUAUUUGUUACCUACAUUCUUGAUCUCUUGUCUGUGAAAAAGACGUGAACGCCCUUUUGGUAUAUAUGACAGGGUGGUCCUCUUCCUGUAUUUCAUAUUCAAUAUCAUGAAUGGCCUGAUCAUGGAGUUCCAAAUGACACGUCAGCUGUUCGAGACAUUUUUAGAAGAUUACGUCAUUUGCCAUCAUCCAAAGGCCCGAUUUUGGUGCAUUGCAGGUUUAUUGAUCUUGUUUUUUAUUAAGAUAUGUGAAUUAAAGAUGUUUAGGUAAAACUUUUACAUGUUAUAUAUACAGUGCAGGAAUUGGUAGAACUGGAACAUAUUGUGCAAUUCAUAACACGAUUCAAAGAAUUUUAAUUGGUGACAUGUCUGCUUUGGAUCUUGUUAAAACCAUAGCCACUUUUAGGUCACAAAGGAUGCGAAUGGUUCAAACAUGUGUAUGUCUCAUUUUGAUCUGUAAAUUCUUUUAUACAUUCCAUUUUUUAUGUUUGUUUUGAGCAUAAUAUUAAGUGCUCAGCAUUUUAUGUUUCACAGGAUCAAUACGUGUUCUGCUAUGAUGCUAUAAUUGCUGAACUUGAAGACCUUAUCUUGGAUUCCAACACUGAAGAGAGCUUAAAAUGGUAAAUUCAUGUGUAUACAAUUCCCAAUUGUUUAUAUUUUAUAAAUCACUAAACCAUAAUACAUCGACAUGAUAAUGCAGAUUGAUGAUGUCCAGAUUCAGCAAAAUUUGAUGGCAUCAUUGUUGUAUGUGGUGUGUAAUAAGGCUAUGUGUUUCACUCUUUGUUCUCUUGUGAAAUGACAUCUAUAACCCUCUUGUCCCAGGGUUUCAUUGGUUGUUUUAUACAAUAACGUAAUUUAUAACCAUUUGAUAUAUAUAAAUGUUACGGAAAAUGAUUAAAUAAAAGAGGU